Molecule: messenger RNA, 1164 nt
Organism: Temnothorax curvispinosus
Lineage: Eukaryota; Metazoa; Arthropoda; Insecta; Hymenoptera; Formicidae
Exons: 1
Coding region: 1-1164 (387 amino acids)
Biological process (GO): DNA integration
Molecular function (GO): nucleic acid binding
Source: RefSeq, a predicted model, not a curated record
AUGAAGCUCAUGUCUAGAAGUUACAUAUGGUGGCCUAACUACACAAAAGAUAUAGAACAAUUAGCGAAAAAUUGUUUUGAAUGUAAUAAAAUUAGGAACGACCCUAGUAAAGUCACGUUGCAUCCAUGGGAAAAAACUACGGAACCGUUUCAAAGGGUUCAUGUAGACUAUGCGGGUCCGUUCUAUAAUACAUACUUAUUGAUAUUAAUCGAUGCUUACUCGCGUUGGCCAGAGAUUUACAUAACAAAAGAUAUGACAACUGCGACUACUAUACAAAUUUGUCGUAGAAUCUUCUCUCAAUUCGGGUUACCUAAAGUUCUAGUUAGCGACAGUGGAAGACAGUUCACGGCUCAUGAAUUUAGGAAUUUUAUGAAGGAAAAUGGUAUUUUUCACAAAUUUAGUCCAUCAUACCAUCCGGCUACAAAUGGUAUGGCAGAGCGAUACGUACGGACAGUAAAACAAAGUUUAAGAGCAUUGCACUGGCAAGGAACUAAUGAAGAGAAAGAUAUAAUGUUGUGUAAAUUCCUCCUACAAUACAGAAUUACACCACACAGCGUAACCAACAAACCCCCAGCAACACUUUUUCUCAAUCGGAAUAACUUACGUACACGUUUAGAUCUUUUGAAACCAGCCAUCGAGCAUGUAAAGCAAGAAGCGAUGAGCGAACAAGGGAUUAGAAACUUCGCGGAGGGGGAAAGAGUGGCGGUUAGAGACUAUAUUCACGAGGAUAAGUGGAAAUUUGGUAGAGUUGUACAAAAGUUAGGAAAACUUAUAUAUACGAUACGGUUGGAUGACGGUAAAAUCAGGAGAAAACAUAUUGAUCAGAUACGAAAGAUAGGAGAGAACAUAGCAAGCGAUCAGUUACUACAGCCAGAGCCUCUCACCCAACGGAGUCAGAAAUGCGAAUGCGAUAUACCAAGGUUGCUAGAUCGAGAUCAGGUUUCGGAAAGCGGAACAGAAAGCGUAGCCGACGAGCGUCCGACCGAACGGAAUACGGAGGAUAGGCCUAAGAAUAGGGAGUUGGAAACUGUACCCCCUAAUGUAAUAACCGCACCCGAGAUAGCUCUCGAUAAAGACUUAGAAGCCAAAGCAGAAAUACCUAAGACUGUAGAAUUACGUAGGUCUAAGCGAACAAGGAAGGCUCCUGAGAAGCUUGACCUGUAA